GCAAAAAGAAGUAUAGCUCCUCCCACAACCCCGGUGUACUUGGCCACACAGCAUAAACAUUAGCACCAUUUGUCAGUGGUGAAAUGGAUUUCGUUUAUAUUUUGGAGGAUGUAUUGUGAGUCGUUAAUGCUCAUAGCUUUAAAAUAACAAGACAGCUGUCACCGGCCUUACUUGCACAUCCGACCAUGGUCGCCUUCUAAACAGGUGCAGCAGUUACGGAGUCGAACUGACAACCGUCUGUGGACCUCACCGGGCCGCCAAUACUAGCAAAAGAGUGUCUCCCUCCCUAGCGUUGAUCAUGCAUCUGUAAGACACGCCCCCCCUCCAUCCAGCGCUCCCUAUGGAUUCUAGCGAUGACCUAGCGCUGGAUAUCAUUGUCACCAAUGUUGUGGCAACGUUCCGGACAAGGUGUCACCUCAACCUGCGAACCAUUGCCCUGGAGGGGGUCAACGUCAUCUACAAGCCGGAAGUAGGGAAAGUCCUGAUCAAGCUCCGUAAGCCCAGAAUCACUGCCUCGAUCUGGUCCUCAGGGAAGAUCAUCUGCACUGGGGCUACCAGUGAGGAUGAGUCAAAGGUUGGUGCCCGCAGAUUAGCACGCAUUCUGCAAAAACUGGGCUUUAAGGUGAGGUUUUCUGACUACAAGGUAGUGAACGUGCUGGCGGUGUGCUCCAUGCCCUUCUCCAUCCGCCUCAUCGACUUCACCAAAAAUAAUCGUCCCAUUGCCAGUUACGAGCCAGAGCUCCACCCGGCUGCCACGUACAGGAUCAAACACCUGAAGGCCACCGUGCAGGUCUUCUCCACUGGCAGCCUUACAAUCACAGGACCAAAUGUGCAGAGUGUGGCCACAGCGGUGGAGGAGAUCUACCCACUGCUGUUUGAGUGUCAGAAGCCCCUCCGGAAAUGAGACGAGGACGCGAAAGGGACCAGUGGAGAAGCACUUUUUAAUCUGUGGAUUUGUGCGAUUUUUGUUGUUUUAUUCGGUCCACCCAGAAACGGCGACGAGUCUGUGACCUCCCAGUUGGCUGGAUUUGACCUGGAAACUCUUCCCCUUAAAUUCACCCCGUCACAAAGCUUGUGUAGCAUCUGUCUUGACAUCGUGGGGUGUGUGACACUUGGUCUUUUACACUUUCACCCCUGAUCUCUGCUAUAGUCUCAGAUGUCUGCACUGACCGCGCCCUAGAGACAGCUGCAUCGACUUUUGAUUGAAACUCGUUGGGCAAGUCUCUAACCGAAAUCUCAUUGAGGGAUAUUUCCGAUUUUCUUAAUGUCACAGGUUUUUCAUUUUUAUGCAUGCCAUGAUAAAUGGACAGGCCACCAGUCUUACAUUUUGAGCGCGAAUCUAGGUAAACCAUCAGAGAGACGCCACCCGUAUUUCAGCCCCAUUUUCUUUUAAAUGUCCGUUUUUGCCAUGCUGAAUAUUGCCAUGCCUUGGUUUUAACCUUGUAUUCUUGUCCCGUCCCUGUUUGAACUGAGGCCGAAGACGCUGCUAACCGUCCAGUGAGGUGUUCCGAAAAGCAUGAUCGUUUGUCGGGAGUGUUAACGAAUCGGUUCUCUUACUUUGUCUUCAUUUGUACUCGUAUGGCUGAAGAAGAACUUGUGUAACGUUAAGGCGAGGAACAGCCACGGGAAGAAAAAAAACAAUUACGAUUUGAUGACGCAAAUGGUUUGAGCUGUUGAGGCAGUCCCACCCAUCGGUGUGUGGAUAGCAGCUACUCUCACCUUCACGUGUAGGCGUGAGGACCCCGCCUGGCGUCAACCUGGUUCUUAUCAAUGCGGGGGGAAACCCCCAGUAAAAGCCUGUCACACUUGAACGACCCUGUUCAACUGAGGAAGUGUGACGCUUCUGUUUGUGUCGAAUGUUCAAACUUUUGUAUUUUAUAAUGAAAACAGAAAUCGAAAUAAACGAGGCUGUCGUA
This is a messenger RNA of Osmerus eperlanus (European smelt), 1916 nucleotides long. RefSeq names its product TBP-like 1 (gene tbpl1). Gene Ontology annotation, molecular function: DNA binding; general transcription initiation factor activity. The record is from RefSeq and is a predicted model, not a curated record. NCBI's taxonomy places the organism in Eukaryota, Metazoa, Chordata, Actinopteri, Osmeriformes, Osmeridae. Gene Ontology annotation, biological process: DNA-templated transcription initiation. Bases 341 to 904 code for a protein of 187 amino acids. The transcript has 8 exons.